AUGAGAGGCAUCUUGAACCUCUGCGAACUCUUCCAUCUCGCGCUCACCCCCCCAAAGUGCCUUCCUACUGACCAUGUCUCUACGCCCCAGCUGCCUGUUGGCUGUCAUUACAACCCUGAAUGCUUUGCCAGACUUUUCAUGAGCCCCCCCAUCCAAGCCCUGCAUCAGCAAAACCACGCCCGUCUUUCAAGGUCAGGCAAUGUGUUGUACGAAGCAGCGAUCCAUGAGUACUUUCAACUGAGCUCGAUCGUGGCUAAGACACCCGAGUGCAAGAACGAUGUCGUAGACAUCGCCACAGCCUUGGCCGAUGUCUGUUCAUGUGCGGCGAACCUGACUGGCCUCUUCCCCCGACCAGGUGUGCAAUGCGACGGAACUACCCGCCAUUUCUCACCUGGUAAGUCCCCUGCAGGGCCCGCCUGCAUCAUGAUCAACCCAGACGUGGAUUGGUUUGAUUGGGUCAUGCCCCAUAAGUUGGCCUCCGUCGGAUCGGCCCCCCCAGCAUGUGUCACCGCCGCCCUUGCGAUUGUCAAAAACUCGUUUCCCAAGUGUGAGUUUGUCUACGCUGACUAUGGCGGCACCAGCGACGGCGGACGCGUGGAUGUUGCCACGUACUUUUCCAGUGUAUAA
This is a messenger RNA of Aphanomyces astaci, 627 nucleotides long. RefSeq lists its product as hypothetical. Bases 1 to 627 code for a protein of 208 amino acids. The record is from RefSeq and is a predicted model, not a curated record. NCBI's taxonomy places the organism in Eukaryota, Oomycota, Saprolegniomycetes, Saprolegniales, Verrucalvaceae. The transcript is spliced from 4 exons.